Juglans regia (Persian walnut) is the source of this 915-nucleotide messenger RNA. RefSeq lists its product as uncharacterized. The coding region runs from base 1 to 915 and encodes 304 amino acids. The record is from RefSeq and is a predicted model, not a curated record. The transcript has a single exon. NCBI's taxonomy places the organism in Eukaryota, Viridiplantae, Streptophyta, Magnoliopsida, Fagales, Juglandaceae.
AUGGAUUCUGUCAAUUCUACCAACUCUAUUGUUCUAAAUCCUUCAGAUGAUUCUUCUAGCCCGUAUUAUCUUCAUCCAAGUGAUAAUCAUGGUGCCCUUUUAGUCUUAGAAAUAUUCAAUGGAGAUAACUAUGUAGCUUGGAGCUGCUUAAUCACCAUAGCCUUGACUGUCAAGAACAAGGUUGCUUUUAUUGAUGGUUCGAUUACUUCUCCCUCAACUUCUCAACUUGUUUCUCAUAUAACUUGGUUACGUGCCACUAAUCUGGUACUUUCUUGGUUGAUGAAUUCUAUUUCUAAAGAUAUUAGGAAUAACCUACUAUAUGUUGUCUCGACUGCUGAUCUUUGGAAUGAGCUAAAGACCAGAUAUCUAAGAAGUGAUGGACCAAGAGUUUUUCACCUUGAAAUAUCUCUAAGCUACAUAAAUCAAGGUUCUUUAUCUGUCACUGAAUAUUUCAAUGCUUUUAAAACCCUUUGGGAUGAAUAUGUUAGCUAUAGACCAUUUUCAAUAUGCACCUGUGGAAAUAUGUCAACCUGCACUUGUGACCUUUUCAAUUUCUUGUUACUUCGGCAACAAUCUGAUUAUGUUUUAAAGUUUCUUGUUGGGCUAAAUGAUUCAUAUGCCUCUGUUAGGAGUCAAUUACUCCUUGUUGUUCCAUUGCCUAGCAUGGCCAAAGUCUUUUCAUUUCUGCUCCAAGAAGAGAGUCAAAGACAACUCAGAAAUUCUGCAUGUAAUGAAACUCAUGCUUUAAUGGCCAAGCAGUUCAAUCAGCCAACUAUUCAACCCAAGUUCUUGAAAGACAAGCUAAAGAAGUCUUCUUUGCAUUGUACUUACUGUGGAUAUAAUGGACAUAGAGUUGAUAGGUGUUUUCAACUUCAUGGAUACUCUCCUAGAUGGAUUGGAUCAAAAGGAAAAUGA